AUGUCAGUCCUGGAAACUGCUCUAUAUAUAGCGGAGACAGUAUUGAAAAAACAUGAUCUACCAAAAAGUCGUAAAGCAGAAAAACUGACUUUUCGUACAAGUGUGAAUAGUGCCUUACUGGGAAAUAAACACAUUGUAGCUAUGUGGGGCGUAUUUCAAGUUACUCAAGAAUCGAAUGAAAUUAUAAGAAGUGUUAUACCAACUGAGCUUCGUGAGCAAAUAAGACAACUAAAAUUUGUGCGCUAUAAGGGAAAAGAUAUUCCGAUAACGAAACCAUUUGGUGCAGAUAUGAUGAAUAUUGUGCAUGUGAUGGGUUUAGAGGGAUUUAGUUCUCAUCACCCUUGCGUGUGA
Molecule: messenger RNA, 351 nt
Organism: Didymodactylos carnosus
Lineage: Eukaryota; Metazoa; Rotifera; Eurotatoria; Philodinida; Philodinidae
Source: the annotation of a GenBank genome assembly